Molecule: messenger RNA, 1647 nt
Organism: Nylanderia fulva
Lineage: Eukaryota; Metazoa; Arthropoda; Insecta; Hymenoptera; Formicidae
Source: RefSeq, a predicted model, not a curated record
AUGUUGAGGGCACGUUCGGUGUAUACUCGAAAACGAAAAAUUGAUGAGGUACAAAUAAACAGUUCUGAUUCGGACACAAACAUUUCUCUCGAUAACAAUUAUUGGUUGAUCGGCGAGAGUGACAAUGAAGCAGAAGGGAUUCAGCAAUCCAAUAAUGGGCCACAGGAAAGUGCUCAAGAUGUGCUUUCAGAAUCUGAGAAUGACAAUGUACCACUAUCUGAGCGCUUGGAUAGGCUCCGAAAAGAUCUGACAUGGACUAGACAGUCUGAACAGUCACCAUUUGAGCCAAUACUUCAUCCAUUUACUGAUUUGAAUGCCGGUGUACAAUCUGAAAGUGGUCUGAAUAGGUACAGCAGUCCAGCCGAAAUUUUGAAAAAGUUUCUUUCGGAAGAUAUGAUUGAGAUUAUUUGUUAUGAAACAAAUAAGUAUGCUGCAAAGAAAAAAAAUGCCUUAAGUCUUGCUAACAAACUGAAGCCGCAAUCGAGAAUACUAAAGUAUACAGAAACAGAUCCUGAUGAAAUGUAUACAUUCCAUGCAAUAAUUAUUUUGAUGGGAAUUAUACGCAAACCAUCACUUGAAAUGUAUUGGACCAAAGAUACAAUGUUAGCAACACCCUUUUUUUCUUCUGUAAUGACAUAUGACAGAUUCCGUCAGUUGUUAACUCUACUACAUUUCUCCGAAAAUGAGGAUGAUUCAACAGAUAAGCUUGAAAAAAUUCGUCUUGUUCAAGAACUUCUGGUUGAAAACUUCAAAGCCGUUUAUAGACCAGGAAAAGAUAUAAGCAUUGACGAAUCAUUGAUACCGUUUAAAGGUCGUCUAAGUUUUAGACAGUGUAAUCGAAAUAAACGAGCUCGUUUCGGGAUAAAAGUAUACAAAAAUUGCGAGUCAAAAACUGGCUACGUUUAUGAUCUGAACAUAUACACAGGUAAAGAUCGUGAAAAUCAAAGAGCCCGUAAAGGAAUAGGCAUAUCUGGCACAGUAGUAAAAACAUUACUUGGAGAUCUCGCAGGUCAAGGCCGAUUGCUUUACAUUUACAACUGGUAUACAUCUCCACUUUUGUGCAAAGAGCUUGUCGAUGAAAAAACGAAUGUCUGCGGAACCGUGCGUGAAAAUCGUAAAUACAUGCCAAAGGAGAACACAAAAAAUCUAAGAGUUGGUGACAUGACAGUUUGGUACACUCCAAAAUUGGCUUUUCUGGCAUGGAAAGACAAAAAAGUUGUUACGAUGCUCACAACAAUGCACAAUCCAGCCAUGAUUGAUACCGGAAAAAUAGAUAGGCUCACCAAGAAAAAGAUCAUGAAGCCAAAUGUUGUUAUUUCUUAUAAUAACAAUAUGGGAGGUGUAGAUAAAACAGAUCAGUCUAUUUCUUCUUACGAAACGAUUCACAAGACUGUCAAGUGGUAUCACAAAUUAUACUAUCAUUUAUUCGAUACUGCAAUUUACAAUGCUUUCGUCGUCUAUAAUCAUCUCCAAACUGACUCAAAAAAAAAGACUUCUUUACAGUUUCAUCGUGCACUGGCAGCAGAGCUGUUAGAGAGCAUUGUGAUCAACACACAUCAUCUAAGAAGUAUCAUUGCAAACUCAAAAAUCCUCUACGCUCGUCACGAAAUCACUAUCCAUCCUAUAUUUCAGACGAUAAGAAGAUGA